Messenger RNA from Aspergillus saccharolyticus JOP 1030-1, 879 nucleotides. RefSeq names its product U2 snRNP complex subunit LEA1 (gene lea1). Lineage: Eukaryota; Fungi; Ascomycota; Eurotiomycetes; Eurotiales; Aspergillaceae. Bases 1 to 771 code for a protein of 256 amino acids. The record is from RefSeq and is a predicted model, not a curated record. Gene Ontology annotation, biological process: mRNA splicing, via spliceosome. Gene Ontology annotation, cellular component: U2 snRNP. Gene Ontology annotation, molecular function: U2 snRNA binding. The transcript has 4 exons.
AUGCGAUUGACCGUCGAGCUGAUCCAAAAUUCCCUUUCAUACAUCAACCCGCUCAAAGACCGCGAGCUAGAUCUCCGAGGGCACAAGAUCCCCGCGAUUGAGAAUUUGGGUCUAGCCAAGGACCAAGAUGCCAUCGACCUCACGGAUAACGACAUCACGACGCUGGGCAACUUCCCCUUCUUCCCGCGGCUGCACACGCUGCUGCUGGCGCGGAACCGCAUUAAACAGAUCCAGCCGAACCUGGCGACCUCGGUGCCGAACCUGACGGCGAUCAAUCUGACGGCGAACGCGGUGGCCGAGCUGGCGGAUCUGGAUCCGCUGCGCGGGUUGAGCGGGUUGACGCAUUUGGUGGUGUUGGAGAAUCCGGUUACGAGGAAGGAGCACUAUCGACACUACCUCAUCUGGCGCAUCCCCAGCCUGCGGUUCCUGGACUACCAGAAAAUAAAGGACGCGGAGCGCGCGAAGGUUACUGAGCUGUUCGGCACGGCGGAGGAGCCCUCGGCGCUCGCGUCGAAGAUCAUGGGCGUCAAGUCGCGGACGUUCGACGUGCCGGCUUCUCAUCCCGGGGCUGCGGGCGGUGGUGCGGCUGGCGGUGACCGGGCGGUGCGGGUGAAGUUGACGGAGAAGGAGCGGAAGCGGGUGGAGAAGCUGAUCCGCGAGGCGAAGAGUCUGCAGGAGAUCUCGCGGCUGGAGAGGGAGUUGAAUGAGGGGCGGAUACCGGGGGGUGCGGUGGAUUAUGCGGAGAGUGGGGAUGAGAUGGAGACUUCUUAGGAUUUUCGUUGUAUGGAUGGGUAUUGUGUUUUCAAUGGAGUCGGUUUUGGGAUAGUAUUUGUAGCUUUGAUGGUGAUGUGUAGAAUCUCCCGAAGAAGGGGAUUGCGU